UAGUCACAGAAGAAGUUUUCCACACAAUAUUCAACAAAUUCUUUCCUCUGGGAGCAAACAUGAGCGCAUAUUCUCAUUACGUGUUCUCUGCACUGGAUGUUCAAGAAACAGGGGUCAUUACUUUUCAGGAUUUUGCUUUGGGAUUAUCCAUACUUGUGAAGGGGACUCAAGAAGACAAACUAAGAUGGACAUUUGAUUUGUAUGAUUUAAACGGAGACGGAGUUAUUACCAAAGAUGAGAUGGAAGAUAUAAUAGCUUCGGUGUAUGAUCUGAUGGGGCGGCCAGAAAAGGAGACAAAGGGUGUUCCUGAGAUAGAUGAAUUUGUUACCCAACGUGUCAACAAAGUAUUUCAGAGGAUGGAUUUGAACGGAGACGGGUCAGUAUCAUUUGAAGAGUUUCUGGAAAGCUGUUUAGAAGAUGAUCAAGUUUCUGGAUCCCUGGCUUCGUGUACAAAUGUAGUUAUCUAAUCUUUUCAUGUCCGUCGUCAUGUACCGUUUAUGUUCAUGUUAUGUAUAUAUGUAAAAGCAUGCAAAAUGUACCCUGAAUAUAAUAAACAAAACAAAACAGAAUCAAAAACAAAAUUGUGAAAAAAUAUAAAGGAAAAAUGAUUUUUGAAAGUUUUUAAUCUAUAUUUUUCAAAACUCAUUGAUUAAAUAAACUUUCAAUUUCCUGUUUCUUCUUCCACGGAAAUAAACUUGUAAGAUUA
Molecule: messenger RNA, 706 nt
Organism: Eurytemora carolleeae
Lineage: Eukaryota; Metazoa; Arthropoda; Copepoda; Calanoida; Temoridae
Product: Kv channel-interacting protein 1
Exons: 8
Coding region: 60-467 (135 amino acids)
Molecular function (GO): calcium ion binding
Source: RefSeq, a predicted model, not a curated record